Penicillium alfredii is the source of this 1755-nucleotide messenger RNA. Its product is annotated as putative AMP-binding domain protein. NCBI's taxonomy places the organism in Eukaryota, Fungi, Ascomycota, Eurotiomycetes, Eurotiales, Aspergillaceae. Bases 1 to 1755 code for a protein of 584 amino acids. The record is from RefSeq and is a predicted model, not a curated record. The transcript is spliced from 4 exons.
AUGUCUGGGGUCAAGUCUCGCCUGUCGGGCUUACUCGGCCACUUCUCUUCUUCCCCGGCCCCGUUCGAGCAUCGCUUCAACAACCAUGAACUGUCUCCGACGUUCUUUCUUCCUCGUGCCGCUGCCAUUGAGCCUGAUGCCGAAGCCAUAUACCAUGUCACCGCCAACAACAAGGUCCUGCGCAGAACCUACAGCGAAACAGCAGAUCGCGCCCGCGGCCUGGCAUACUACCUGAAGAAGCAUGGGUUCCAGCGAGUAGGGAUUCUGUGCCCGAAUACCCCGGCAUUCCUGGAAUCGAUUUUUGGGAUUGCUGCAGCUGGAGCACUCAACGUUGCGGUCAAUUACCGACUCAAGCCAGAAGAUAUCGCAUAUAUCUUCGAGCACGGCGACGCAGAUGUAAUCAUCGCAGACCAGGAGUUCGUCUCGCUCCUCGAUACAUAUCGCUCGCAACAUCCCCAUACCCCCAUUAUUGUAGAUACCGACACCGACGCCACCGAGGGCCAAUUGACUGGCCCCUUUGAUGAUGCUGUUCUGGAAGGCUUGACGCAUGAUCGCGAUACUGGUGCGCAGGGCUGGGAUGGUCUGGAAAGUCAGACUGCUAAUGAAAACUCGACAAUUGCCUUGGCAUACACUAGUGGCACGACUGCUCGGCCUAAGGGUGUGGAGUUUACUCACCGUGGUUGUUAUCUGGCUGCGCUGGGGAAUGUUGUUGAAUCGGGACUGAAUUUCCAUCGUGGACGGGCGCGUUAUUUGUGGACGUUGCCUAUGUUUCAUGCCAUGGGAUGGACCUUCCCAUGGGCCGUAACGGCAGUACGCGGUACCCAUUACUGUCUCCGGAAAAUCGACUACCCAGAGAUUUGGCGGUUGCUGAAAGACGAACAUAUCACGCAUUUCAAUGCCGCGCCGACGGUUAACACGUUGCUUUGCAAUGCCCAAGAAGCCGAGAAGCUCCCUGAGCCCGUGCAAGUUACCGUGGCAGCAAGCCCGCCCACGGCGCAUCUGUUUGAACAGAUGACCAAGCUGAACCUGCACCCCGUCCAUGUGUAUGGCAUGACUGAGACAUACGGCCCCAUCACCAAGGGCUACUACCUGCCAGAAUGGGAUCGGAUCCCGCUCAAGGACAAAUACCAGAAGAUGGCCCGGCAAGGCCACGGGUUCAUCACCAGUCUUCCUGCGCGGGUGAUCAAGACCGAGGUCCCCGAGGGAAGUAUUGUCGAUGUGGACCGAAACGGCAAGGAGAUUGGCGAGAUCGUGUUCGUGGGCAAUAUUUGUGCCCGCGGUUAUUACAAGGACCCCGAGGCUACCCGGAAGCUUUUUGCUGGAGGUGUCUUGCACUCUGGGGACCUGGCUGUAUGGCACUCUGAUGGCGCGAUUCAGAUUCUCGAUCGCGCCAAGGAUAUCAUUAUUAGUGGUAUGUGCCUCUUGCAUGCCUAUGGAGUAGACUUGCUAAUAGAUGCAGGUGGUGAAAACAUCUCCUCUGUCGCACUCGAGUCCAUGCUAGUCACACACCCGGACGUCCUUGAGGCUGGAGUUGUCUCCGUGCCAGACUCCCACUGGGGAGAGCGACCCAAGGCCUUUGUCACGGUGAAACCGGGCAAACAGUUAGUCGGCGAGGACGUGAUCAAAUGGGCGAGGAAUGUCUCUGACAUCAGUAAAUUUAUGAUUCCUCGAGAGGUAGAUGUUGUUACCGAACUACCCAAGACUUCGACUGGGAAAAUCCGCAAGAAUGUCUUGCGUGAGUGGGUAAAGAAAUAG